AAGUCAAUCAACAAGAAAAAAAAACGUACAUCUCUAUUUACACUUCAUUUCAAUGGAAACGUAUAUUUGUCCAAGCGAUAGACAAUUAGCAUUACGUGCAAGACUUGGAACCGGUUGGUCUUCUAGAGCGCAAUCAGCGCAACGUCGUCGAGAUCAGCCGUUAACAACCGAUGAAGAAGAACAAAUUUUGCGUGUUCUACGACGUAAUGAAUUACUAGCUGAAAAUGAAAAGGCUAGAGUUGCAGCGAUGCUUCAGAAACUUGAUCAUUUAAAACAAACAGCCGGUGCUAAAAGAAAUGAAGAAUGUGUAUUAUGUCGUAAAGAAUUUGGACAUUUAAGUAACUUACCCAUAGUCUGUGUAGAAUGUGGUCGAAGUGUAUGUACAGCGUGUUGUGUCGAGUUAGUUAUUCCACAAUCAUGUCGACAGCCAAUGACAAAGCGUAAUUCACUGCUCAAUUUUCAAAAGAUAUCAAGUACAUACAAAAGUGGAAAUUUAAUGAAUACAACAAAAAAUCAAACGUGCAGUCCAAUGGAUCAUAAUUCACAAAACGGGAAUACAACUUUAACUAAUUCGAACACUUUGAAAACAUUACCAUCUGAUUCUAGUAAAUCGAGAUUUUUAAAUCGUCGAGGUAGUUUAAUUGGUACAUUGAAUUCAGCCGCAUUACAUAGUCAACAGUUAUUUGAAAAGGUUAGAGUUAAAGCAAAUGCACGUCAAGGGGAUAGUCAUUCAUUUGUUUGUAAAAUAUGUUAUGAAGCCAGGGAAAUUUGGAAACGUUCUGGUGCAUGGUUUUAUAAAAGUCUUCCUCGUAGUCGAAUGACAAGUUGUCCAUCUAGUCCAUCAUCAACACCUGCUCAUAAUGAUUGUCAAAUAUUGAAUGAUAUAACAGACCUUGUGAAACCUACAAAGAUUGAGUCAACUUACGAAAGUCAUACUGAUCAUGCUAAUAAUGAUUCAGAAGAAUGGAUACAAUUAAAACCAAAUCGACGACCUUCUAAACCUGAAGGAUCAGAAGCUGAUAGCUCACCUGUACCAAGUACAAGCAAGGAUACAUCCCAUAAUGAAGUUAUAUCAAGCACAAAAACACGUGCAACAUCCAAGGAAUUCCUGAAAUCUCCAGAACAUUCUGCCUAUACUCCAACAGAUCAGAGUUUUGGUGAUGUACCCAAGCCGAAUCCAACAGCAUACGCAAAUGUUCCUGCAACUCCGACUCAUCAAGACAUAACUCAUAUCUCACCGGCAUCGUGUCUUUUGCCUGAUUCGCUAAAUACUAAUCCAUUACGGAAACCACAGUCACCUAGUUCAGUGCAGUCAUUUCAUCCAUCAUUUUUACCGAAUAAAAGUGUUAAUCAUUCGACAGCGUCUGCCUUAGCUUCUUCAUUUACAAAUACCAAUUCUACACAGAAGGUUGUAAGUUUAACAGGUGAAAAAGAACCAUCCAGUCUGUUGGCAUCUUCAUCAAGUUCUACGUCUGUAGUACCACGUCCAACUAUAGCUUCAAAUGAAGAAGCUCCGUUUGGUGUACUCUACUUCACUCUGUAUCAUGAUACAUUGAAUAAGCAACUUCAUGUAGCAAUUCACAAAGCUAAAAAUUUAAUUGCAAUGGAUGCAAAUGGUCUAUCAGAUCCUUAUGUUGUAUGUCAAUUAUUACCGACAAGUCAUAAUAGUACAACACCACGUACAUCAACACGACCACAAUGUUUAAAUCCUGUUUGGAAUGAAGCUCUCACUUUUGAACCAUUCGAUGGAAAAAAUAUUCAGUUAAAAACAUUAAGAUUAGCUGUACUUGAUGAAGAUUUGUAUGGUUCUGACUGGCUUGGAGAAUAUCGAUUACAAUUAUCUCAGCUAAUUCCCAACCGUUUAACUGAUUUCGCUGUUCCACUUGGUCCACAUAAGCCGAUACAACGUGGUGAAUUCGAUUUAGCUUGUCCAACACGUGGUAAAAUACAAUUAGGUCUUGGCUAUUUAGAAGAUCGUAAACAAUUAUAUGUUGAAGUAAUUCGUUGUGCUAAUCUAGCUCCAAUGGAUCUGAAUGGAUUUUCCGAUCCUUUUGUGAAAUUAUACCUUCGACCAGAUAAAACUAAGAAAACAAAACAGAAAACUCAAAUUAAAAAAGCUACUUUAUUCCCAGAAUUUCAUGAGACAUUUUUCUAUGAUUUAAACGCUUCCGAAGCCGGUAGCCGGACACUUGAAGUAACUGUAUGGGAUUUCGAUCGUGGACCAAGUAACGAUUUCAUCGGGGGUUUGACAUUAGGUGCAGGUGCUAAAGCAGAAAGACGUGAAUUAUGGUUAGCUGUAUUUAGGCCACCAUAUCGUCGUAUAGAAGCAUGGUUUCAAUUAUCCAAUCGAACUGAGAAUGGAAGUCAAUUUACAACACCUGGAGUUUGUGAUUAGAUAAUAUUUCUUAAUCUUAAUGAUAUCAAUAAUAAAAAUAAUAGUGAUAAUAAUAACAAUAAUUUUAUUCAUUUCAUUAAAAACAAAAUUUGAUUUUGGAAUAUUAUCACUUUGCCUCCUCUUCCCUUAUUGUUGUCAGUCUUCACCGUAAUUAUUUGUAAAUUGUCCGUGCUUUCAAUAAUUAACUGCUAAUUGAAAAAAAAGAAACACUUCUAUUAUGUUUGAAACAAAUCACGAACAUUUGAUUCACACAUUAGAUUUUCAAUUAUCGCUUCUUUGUCUUUCAUUUUGAAAUUUUCACUCAUUCUAUUGCAUAUUU
Schistosoma turkestanicum is the source of this 2714-nucleotide messenger RNA. Lineage: Eukaryota; Metazoa; Platyhelminthes; Trematoda; Strigeidida; Schistosomatidae. The record is from the annotation of a GenBank genome assembly.